AUGGAGUUUGGCUUGGAUAUGGUCUGCGGCAAGCAGGACAAAGCCCCUUCGCUCGCUGGAAAUUCCAUCGCGAUCCCACUCACCGGAGGGGCUUGUGGCUACGACGGAGGAUGGUGUAGUGCUAGAGGUUUUGGGCGAUUAGGAUUUUCAGAAAUCGAUCGUCGGUAUUGUUCGCAAACCCUUAACCUAUCGUCUGCCUCCGUCAGUAGCGUCGUCAUCAGAGAUGUAGUCGCGCUCUCAAAAGAUCUUUUCAUUACAGCUGCCACAUCGCUCCCACGUAUCAGGUCAUGCCGUCUUUCGUGA
Molecule: messenger RNA, 303 nt
Organism: Striga asiatica
Lineage: Eukaryota; Viridiplantae; Streptophyta; Magnoliopsida; Lamiales; Orobanchaceae
Source: the annotation of a GenBank genome assembly